ACGUGGCGGUAGCGGAAGCGUCGUGACGUCGGCAUGAGGGGCGGUGAUGCAGAUGUGACGGUGUAUAGUUUUUUUUCCCUCUCAGUGGCGGCGGGGGUGAUCCGGGUUUGGGUUAGCUGCCGCUUUCCCUGAAUGGGGAUGGCGAGCGAAGAUGAUGUGUCCGAAUUCCUGAGACAGAACCGGGAGACGGCAGUCUGGGUGGAGAGCCUGCGGGGGGAGUGCGAAUCGGACAAGCUGUGGCGGCACCGGAGAGAGUUCGUCCUCAGGAACAUGAGGGACUUCCGCGUGGACGAGCAGCGGCCGCCGCCCCCGGAGUCCAACGACUUGGGCCUGGACCGGCUGCUCGCCUAUUCCAUGGUGUGGGCCAACCAUGUGUUCACCGGCUGCCGUUAUCCUCCACCAGUUAUGGAUAGAGUCCUAAAAAUGGCAGAAAAUAUAAAGGUGACUGAUGCCCCAGUCCAUACAACCCGCGAUGAACUGGUUUCCAAGGUGAAGAAAAGAGGGAUUGCAAGUAGCAAUGAAGGGGUAGAAGAUAUUCCCCCUGAAAAGCAGAGACCUAAUGAUGGAAGCUGGGGAAAUUCGGAGGCUGACUGCCAGCAGAGUUCACAUGCUGGAGAUGACCCUAACAGUGAAGCACAAAACACAGAUGCAGGCCAUUCUGAACCUGUUGCUCAGGAACGGAAAAGUAAUAGUAACUCACGGCCAGCCACAAAAGUCCAGUCACAGGCUAAUACAGGGAAAAGUACUCGCAGACUGACCUCUGAGGAUGUUAAGUGCCGCCAGUCAUUCUUCAACAGACUGUACAAAAGAGUUGCUUGGAAGCUGGUAUCGUCAGGAGGUUUCAGCCCCAACCUUAACCAUUCAGAAGUUCUGAUCUCUUCUGUUGAGUCUUUAAGCUCUACAUUGGACAUUGCUUUUGUGCCUCUGAAGGACUUGGCAGAUUUGCCACAAAAUAAGACCACUCAGGAAAACAUUGUGUGUGAACUGAGAUGCCAAGGUGUUUAUUUAGGGAUGGGCUGCGGCAAAACAAAGGAAAAUGCCAAAGCUGUAGCUUCCAGGGAGGCGAUAAAAGUUUUCCUGAAGAAGAAAGUCGUAGUAAAAAUAUGCAAGAGGAAAUACAGUGGUCAGGAUGUUGAAGACUUGGCAUUACUGGAUGAGGAAUCACGUUGCCCAAACUUGCCCCCUGCAGUACAAAACCCCCGUGAUCUAAUAUGACAGAGCUUUAAGUUUGGACUUUAAAUACAGAAAUAGUUGCCUCGUACUUUAUACAUUAAACAUUACGUUUAUCAAAUAUUUUGUAUGUUUUCUUUGUUUUAAUAGGUAAAAUGUUACCAAUCUUAACUGGAGUGUUUUGCUACAGAGUUUGAUAGUUUUUUUAAUUUUUUAUUUUUUUAUUUUUUUUUGUCCCCCACUACCUUGGUUUUUGACUUGUGGUUUUUAAAUGUCUGAAAACAUUGAUAUGAUUUUAAUGUUAUUUUAUGGUGAAUUGCUUGACUUGUGGCAAUCCCUUAAAGUUUAGUGCAUUUUGAUAAAAUGUUCCCAAUAUAAAGUUACUUACAUUGGCUUUGAUUUUCGUUUUCAUAUUUAUUUGAUCUUUUGAUAGAUCUUAGAGAUCUUCAGAAUACCAUCAGGGCUAUGAUUAGAAAAAACUUUAUUCUCCAUUAACCAUUUAUAGUUCAGUCUGCUUCAUAAUAAUGACAAUAUUAAACAUGACUUUCACAGCA
Hyla sarda is the source of this 1724-nucleotide messenger RNA. RefSeq names its product CDKN2A interacting protein (gene CDKN2AIP). Gene Ontology annotation, cellular component: nucleoplasm; nucleolus. The coding region runs from base 133 to 1215 and encodes 360 amino acids. The transcript has 3 exons. Lineage: Eukaryota; Metazoa; Chordata; Amphibia; Anura; Hylidae. The record is from RefSeq and is a predicted model, not a curated record.